AUGUCACCAAACAGUAGGCAAACUGCCCAAUCGCAUGGCUUGGUCGGCAAACGAUUGUUAUACUUUACGAGUGUUUUUGUUUCCCUAGGCGUCUUUUUGUUUGGCUAUGAUCAAGGUGUUAUGUCUGGUAUUAUCACAGGUUGGUAUUUCAAAGACUACUUUAACCAGCCGUCACGGGCAGCAAUUGGCACUGUGGUUGCCAUCCUCGAGGUCGGAGCGUUUAUAUCCUCUCUCCUCGUUGGACGCAUUGGUGAUCUGAUAGGCCGUCGAAAGACGAUACUCUAUGGUUCCAUCGUGUUUUUCAUAGGCGGUGCUCUUCAAGCAUUCGCAAAUGGCUUGCCUAUGAUGAUGGUGGGCCGUAUUAUUGCUGGUCUCGGUGUUGGAGCUCUCUCUACUAUCGUACCUGUCUAUCAGUCCGAGAUAUCGCCUCCACACAAUCGAGGAAAGCUGGCAUGUAUCGAGUUUACCGGAAAUAUCUGCGGAUACGCAGCCAGUGUUUGGGUUGACUACUUUUGUAGCUUCAUUGACAGCAAUUAUUCCUGGCGUCUUCCUUUAUUAUGCCAGUGUAUAAUGGGCGCUCUCCUUGGUGCUGGAAGUCUUAUCAUGUGUGAAUCACCUCGAUGGCUCUUGGAUAACGACCAUGAUGAAGAGGGUAUGGUGGUCAUAGCUAACCUCUAUGGAAAGGGAGAUCUUCACAAUGAUAAGGCACGCCAGGAGUAUAGAGAAAUCAAGAUGAACGUGUUGCUUCAGCGACAAGAAGGAGAAAGAUCCUACGCGGAUAUGUUCAAACGAUACCGCAAGAGAGUCUUAAUCGCAAUGUCGGCGCAGGCACUUGCCCAAUUGAACGGCAUCAAUGUCAUCUCAUACUAUGCGCCACUCGUCUUCGAAUCAGCGGGCUGGGCAGGUCGCGACGCCAUUCUGAUGACAGGUGUGAAUGGCCUCACUUAUCUCGCUUCAACGGUUCCUCCGUGGUAUCUAGUAGAUCGCUGGGGCCGACGCCCUAUUCUACUUUCUGGGGCCGUGGCUAUGAUAAUCUCUCUGUCCCUGAUUUCUUACUUCAUCUACAUCGAUGUUGCAGCCACUCCAACUCUUACAGUCGUCUUUGUGAUGAUCUACAACGCAGCUUUCGGUGCAUCUUGGGGACCUAUUCCCUGGCUUUAUCCUCCCGAAAUUUUGCCUUUGAGUAUACGCGCCAAAGGCGCGAGUCUCAGCACAGCCACUAAUUGGGCUUUCAACUGGCUUGUUGGUGAAGUAACUCCAAUUCUCCAGGCUGCGAUAAAAUGGCGCCUUUACCUUGUACAUGCUUUUUGGUGUGCCUGCAGCUUUGUGCUAGUCUAUUUCUUGUAUCCUGAGACUAGUGGUGUCCGUUUGGAAGAUAUGAAUCUCCUUUUCGGAGAUGCGACUACAGCUAUGCCCACUCCAACCACUCAGGGAGAGCGCGGAUCUUUGAUGGGGGCUGGAUCCCCUGUACCGUCGCUUGAUAUAAGACGCCAGUAUGGCCAGUUUGGCGCUGAUAAUGCCAUCCCGGGCCUGGAUAUAGAUCCCCCUAAUAUCAGCAACGAUGCGAAGCCUGGUCCUGUAGGCUCUCAACUCGACGGCAGUACCAGGGCCGAGGGCUUCGGCGGUUGGAUUUCGAACAUGGUCAAUCGACACAAGAAUUCUGACAAGCGGGCAAGCCACAGUCAAUACUCAAGAAUCGAUCAAGAGGAGGAAGAUGUUUAG
Molecule: messenger RNA, 1722 nt
Organism: Penicilliopsis zonata CBS 506.65
Lineage: Eukaryota; Fungi; Ascomycota; Eurotiomycetes; Eurotiales; Aspergillaceae
Exons: 6
Coding region: 1-1722 (573 amino acids)
Biological process (GO): carbohydrate transport; transmembrane transport
Cellular component (GO): membrane
Molecular function (GO): carbohydrate:proton symporter activity
Source: RefSeq, a predicted model, not a curated record